AUGUCUCUACUUGUCUUCCAAGCAAUGCUGUUUGCAGCUUCCUCGUUCGUUUCUCCUGCAGUCCUUAAGAAUGCCGGAUAUACAAAUGUCAAAGUCGCGCGGAACAUCUUCUACCGAAGGGCUAAGCUUCUUUUUGAUUUUGGUGUGGAGAGUGAUGCAUUUACUAAGGCCCAAGCAGCACUUCUUCUGACUUUCCAGUUUUCCGCCGUCGAGCCACAUGCAGGGAGUACUUGGCUCGCCAUUGGAAUACAGAAUGCUAUAGUGGCACAAGCACAUACCUUUCAAGCUCCUGGUUCAAGUUCGGCUCGUAAGAAGGACAGCAAGAGGCUCUGGUGGUCGUUGUUCUGGAGAGACAGAGUCUUGACCCUGGGACUCCGUAAACCACUCCAAAUCACUCCGUCUAGCUUCAACGUUAGACUGGACCCCAUCACCCCGGAUGAUCUAGUAGAUGAAGCGGACCACUCGGCUGUUUACAAUCUCAUAACCAAGCGCCACCUUGCGCAAAUACUCAACUAUCAGUGCAGACUAGCUGUUAUUCUGACGGAGACACUUUCCAUCUGUUAUGGGCCAGGUGCAUUUGAUCCAACUUACUCUCUUGAUAAUUUCGACAGAACUUUGUCCCGCAUCCGUUCAGCCAAGAAAGCCCUUUCUCGGUGGAAGAAGGAAGCAGACGAGACCCUCAGCGCGGUCUUGAUAGGCCCGGAAGCACAUCGAUCCACGACACUCAUUUCAAAUGUUGUCUAUAUCUAUGCCUAUGCUGCUCAGAUUGCCUUGGGAAACCAUGAGGCGAUGAUGAUAGAACAACGAGAAAAGGGAUUGAGUGUGAUUGAUGACGCUGUCCUCCGAACUAUCGGUAAAGACAUAAGUCGUGCGACAACAAAGACAACAAAGUUGGUGCGAUUUAUCGUGCAGGAGGGCUUGACACAACAUCUUCCUAUAUCUGCUAUUGCUUAUAUAGCAUUUCCCCUCAUGCUAAGCUCUCUAGACGAAAGGCUGUCAUCUCAGGAUGCGGCAAAUGGCAACAGUCAGCUACUGACGAGAUACAAUGCACAAGCGAUGCACCUGUGUAGUCAGCGCUUCGAGGGGGCCGUGGAUAUCAGUAGAAUGAUCACGCAGAUCGUUCAAUCUACACCCAUCCAGUUACCACUUCGAACCAAACAACCAUUAACCCCAAGAUCCGAGAGAGUAGGAGUAGAGGAACAGUCAUGGAAGUCAUCUAGGAACAUGGCAGCAUACUGGGACGAGCUUUUUGUCACACGACAUUACAUGCAGCUUCGUCUUUCACUAGAUUAUGCCCUGAUCACCGGGAGACCUCCCACCCAGGAAGACCUCCCAUUGAAUCUUCUUCGCGAUGCCGGUGUAAAAAGGUUUGCAAUGAGCCCUAUUCAUAGUCUAUCUUCAGUAACGCUCCACACGCCACGAAAGCGACGGGCGUCAGAAAGUGUCGCUGGUCUACCGCGGGUUAUAGAACUUGAUGAAGAUCCUAGCGAUGUGCUGGAAACCGAUACUAAUGGAUCUUUCGAUGAUUCGAUGGUACCUGAUAUGCAGGUUGUUUCUCGACGAGAGGAGCUCGAGACGCUUUCUCGACCGUUUUUUGAAUACGACACGAUUUGGGCGGCCAAUCUGUUCGAGGAAAUAACAGAUGGACUUUGGUCAUGA
Fusarium sp. VM40 is the source of this 1659-nucleotide messenger RNA. NCBI's taxonomy places the organism in Eukaryota, Fungi, Ascomycota, Sordariomycetes, Hypocreales, Nectriaceae. The record is from the annotation of a GenBank genome assembly.